AUGUCGAGUGAGGUUGAAGUGGCCAACCGAAUCAGGGCAGGCCUCAUUGGGAUCGCGACGUUGGCUUGCAUCCGGCCACCUUCUUCUUUUGGCCUAGUACACUUUUGCUCUAUUUCGUCAAGUAUGAAAUCUUGCUCUUAUGGCGUCUGCCACGAGGGUACAGACGAAAGCUCUGUGCAGGUUAUUCGGGGUGGCAGGACGGUGAGUCGAAGCCUUAUUGGCACAAUUCAACAGCCUUCCCUUCGCGACAAUUCUCCUUCGGUUUCCGGUGAGACGACAUGA
Molecule: messenger RNA, 282 nt
Organism: Protopolystoma xenopodis
Lineage: Eukaryota; Metazoa; Platyhelminthes; Monogenea; Polystomatidea; Polystomatidae
Source: the annotation of a GenBank genome assembly